Ophidiomyces ophidiicola is the source of this 972-nucleotide messenger RNA. RefSeq lists its product as uncharacterized. NCBI's taxonomy places the organism in Eukaryota, Fungi, Ascomycota, Eurotiomycetes, Onygenales, Onygenaceae. The record is from RefSeq and is a predicted model, not a curated record. The transcript has a single exon. The coding region runs from base 1 to 972 and encodes 323 amino acids.
AUGGCCACCCAGGCAGUGCUGGCCACCCGGUCAACACCAUGGCAGCACCUCUACAGAUCACUACUGCGCGAAUGCACCUACCUACCCGACCCGAUUGCUACAGAAUAUAUGCGCCGCUACAUUCGGUCCGGCUUUCGAGAGAGCGCUUCCGCUGGUCGCGGGCACAGACUGAAGCCAAUUGAGGAGUUUCACCGCCACCGGCGAUUUCGAAAGCUGCUGUCUCUCCUGCACCGCGCCAAUGAGGGCUAUCUAAGACCUCUAGAACGAGUGCUCCUUCUUUCAUAUGGCCGGUUGGGGAAACGAAGAAGAGAACUGAUGAGCCCCUUAAUCCCCCCCUCGACCCAAAAGCAGACAUUCGAUGAUGACUGGGAAGCUCCAAGUGCCCUCCUGGCCUUAGUGAAAGACCAGUGUAGGCAUCGACAAAUCGUCGAGUUAAAAUUCAAACGAAAUAUCAAGGCGUUUGAGCCGCCAAUACCCAAGGAAAACGCCUGGGGCCGGUCCACUCCAGUAAAACGCCGUGCGAACAUUCGAAGAAAGUGGUACCAACUCUUGAUUAACAGCGUCUUCCCAGUGCUACCGGACCAGGAAUGGAAAACACUCCAAGGCCUUGCCUCAGGCAGAGAACCUUGGACGCUUCCCAAAAGGAGGAGAGCACCGAAAGAUUUGGAGCCAAAAUCCCUGCUUUCCCCCGAGUUCAUUGUGUUUGGCCCGCCAAAAGGCUCUACAUUCGCCCCUUACCAAAAAGGCCGGCCUCACUACAUCACCAGGAAGCUCAUGGCGAACCUAUGGAAAACGGUGUGCACACUUACGCCAACAAUGGCCUGGAAUGAAACAAAGUGUGCAUGGUCAAUCAAAUGGGGGUUUGCUGAAUUUCCGCAGCAACGCUCUUCACAAAAACUAGACCCGCAGAAAGCGAUGGCAUUGUUUGAGGGGGUCCAUCCCAAUACGGGCAUGCGACUCCCGCUAAAAUGA